AUGCCUCGUUCGAUGCCCCAGAGUCGGCCGAGUCAUAUCACCCGAGCAAAGUCCUCCCUCGAGCCGAGUCGCGUCAGACCGGCCAGUCGUCCGGUCCACCAAACGGCUCGAUUCCGCAUUGACUGGCCCAAGGCCGUGGCAGAACUGCGGCCCGCCGACGGCUGGCACUGUCGUCUGGCCGGCGACCUCGAGACGACGUCGUGUCGAGGCGGCGCUCGGAGACGAGGCCUCGUCUCGCAACGCUCCGAGGCGUCUGGCGGAUCCAUCAGCGGCGGCGUCUUCAGUCUUUGGCGUCGGCACAAACAGCCGCAGGCCGCGGAGCCUCGAGUCCCGGACACCUCUGGCUCGUCUGCACACGGGAACCCCGACCCAUCCGACCCGCCCGGCCCCGGCCCGGCCCCGGGGAAGCUGCACUUCACGCAAUUGACUAUGUCCAGCUCCUCUUCCCUCCUCAGGCGUCUGCGAUAG
This is a messenger RNA of Protopolystoma xenopodis, 468 nucleotides long. The record is from the annotation of a GenBank genome assembly. NCBI's taxonomy places the organism in Eukaryota, Metazoa, Platyhelminthes, Monogenea, Polystomatidea, Polystomatidae.